ACUCGCGAAUGGACGCGCUCACUUGAUGAUUUGCGAGAGGGGGCAGCAGUGCAGGGUUCUUCCUACUUCCCCUAUAGUUCGGCGUGGAGAGACGAAUAGUACGCUCCGGGGUGAGAACGGAGCACAUCGAGUCUGGGCAACUGGAGGUAGUGCCAUCAUCAGCAUCACAGCGCGGCUCUCCCCAGACUUCGCUGCCCGGAUCACGCCAGCCGUCGCUCUCAACAACCCACUCCGCCCGCAGUUCCUCCGCACUAGCCAUGAAACAGACUUUACUCGAACUAAUGAGGAUGAGCAGAAUUUGUCGGAUGGUAUUGGCCACUUGUUUGGGAUCGUUCAUACUGGUCAUCUUUUAUUUCCAAAGUAUGUUCCAGCCAGUAAUGCGGAGGAACCCUUUCGUGGCGGAGGGGUGCUGUGGGAAAGGAUCCAGAAAUGCCCUAGAGGAGCUUUACAGCCCAACGCAGACUGAGUUCACAUCGGCUGCGCUACUGCACCAAGCUCGGCGCGAGCGCGUGUCGGAGGCGUGCCGCGCCCACAGCGCCUCCAGCCGCCAGCGGCGAGUGCUCACCCCGGCCGACCUGCGCCACCUGCUGGUGGACGAGACGCACCGCCUCAUCUACUGCUACGUGCCCAAGGUGGCGUGCACCAACUGGAAGCGGGUGAUGAUGGUGCUGUCGGGCGACGGCAAGUACUCGGACCCCAUGCAGAUCCCGCCGAGCGAGGCGCACGUGCCCGCCAACCUGCGCGCCCUCAGCCAGUACAGCAUCGGCGAGAUCAACCGCCGCCUCAAGGGCUACCUCAAGUUCCUGUUCGUGCGCGAGCCCUUCGAGCGCCUGGUGUCGGCCUACCGCAACAAGUUCACGCUGCGCUACAACACCUCCUUCCACCGCCGCUACGGCACCAAGAUCGUGCGCCGCUACCGGCAGAACGCCACCGACGAGGCCAUGCGCUCUGGCGCCGACGUCUCCUUCCGGGAGUUCGCCGAGUACCUGACGGACCCGGCCACGCAGCGCGACGGCCCGCUCAACGAGCACUGGCAGACGGUGCACUCGCUCUGCCACCCGUGCCUCAUCCACUACGACCUGGUGGGCAAGUACGAGACGCUGGAGGAGGACGCCAACACCGUGCUGCAGCUGGCCGGCGCCAACGACGGCGUCCGCUUCCCCUCCUACUCCAAGUCCACGCGCACCACCGACCAGAUGGCGGCCAUGUUCUUCCGCAACGUGAGCACAAGGCAGCAGCAGCAGCUCUACCAGCUCUACAAGAUGGACUUCCUCAUGUUCAACUACUCCACACCCAACUACCUGAAACUGGAGUAGACACACGCACACACGCACACACACACACACACGAACACACACACACACACACACACACACACACACACACACACAUACUCACACAGAUGUACAAACACUCCACACACACACAUGUAUGAGAGAGGAAACAUGUUACCUUUUUGGUAAAAGAAAAGAAUGGAAAAGAAGAGGAGGAGGAGAAGAAGGAGAAGAAAUGUGGGGAAAAAGGGAAAACGGAUGGAUGAAAACUUGAUAAACUGUCGUCAUGCAGGGUAGGGGUUCGACCAAACAAAACGGGACAAAAUAACGGACAAAGGACAUGGAGCCUGGGAGGGCGUGGCCUCAUUUUCGAUUGGACCAGAGGGUUGUCAGUCAGUGGAGAGCAGAGCUCACAUAGGAAGAGUGAUUGGUCAGUCAGAUUAGUUACCAAGUUUGCAGCCAAAAGACCCAUAGCAAGUGGACCAAACUUACAUAUCAUGCUCAUAAACACAUAUAUGUGAGGUGUGUGUUUGUGGCAAGUUUUCGUUUAGGUGUAAAAAGUCAUAUUUUGUUUCACAAACAACAUGGAGGCGGAUUUACACAAAU
Clupea harengus (Atlantic herring) is the source of this 1880-nucleotide messenger RNA. RefSeq names its product carbohydrate sulfotransferase 11 (gene chst11). Gene Ontology annotation, molecular function: sulfotransferase activity. Lineage: Eukaryota; Metazoa; Chordata; Actinopteri; Clupeiformes; Clupeidae. Gene Ontology annotation, cellular component: membrane. The record is from RefSeq and is a predicted model, not a curated record. Gene Ontology annotation, biological process: proteoglycan biosynthetic process; carbohydrate biosynthetic process.